Euleptes europaea (tarantolino) is the source of this 10076-nucleotide messenger RNA. RefSeq names its product laminin subunit alpha 3 (gene LAMA3). The transcript has 75 exons. Gene Ontology annotation, molecular function: signaling receptor binding. NCBI's taxonomy places the organism in Eukaryota, Metazoa, Chordata, Lepidosauria, Squamata, Sphaerodactylidae. The record is from RefSeq and is a predicted model, not a curated record. Gene Ontology annotation, biological process: regulation of cell migration; cell adhesion; regulation of embryonic development. Bases 1 to 10068 code for a protein of 3355 amino acids.
AUGGCCCCGAGCCGCCGGGCAGCCCCCCUCGCCGCCUUGACGCCCCCGGGGGCCUGCACGGUCCUGGCGCUCUGCUGCUGCUGCUGCUGCUGCUGGCCCCCCGGCGGCGCUCAGGCGGCCCCGCUGGGCUCCCCGCAGGAGCCGGGGCUCAGCCUCCAGCCGCCGGACUUCAACCUGGCGGGGGCGGCCCGCCUUUGGGCCACGGCCACCUGCGGCCAGGACGAGAGCCGGACGCCGCGCCUGGAGCUCUACUGCAAGCUCGUCGGGGGCCCCGCCGCCGCCCCCGCCGGCCAAGCCAUCCAGGGCCAGUUUUGUGACUAUUGCAAUGCUGCUGAUCCCAACAAAGCCCACCCAAUAACCAAUGCUGUAGAUGGGACAGAGCGCUGGUGGCAGAGUCCUUCUCUCUCGCAAGGUUUGAAGUAUGAUGAAGUUAAUGUCACUUUAGACCUAGGACAGUUCUUUCACGUGGCCUAUGUCCUCAUCAAAUUUGCCAACUCUCCUCGUCCAGAUCUGUGGGUAUUAGAGAGAUCAGUAGACUUUGGGAGAAGUUACACACCGUGGCAAUUUUUUGCUUAUUCUAAGACAGACUGCUGGGAAAGUUUUAGAAAGGAGGCUAAUGUUCGUGUUAGAAGAGAUGAUGAUGUCAUAUGCACCACAGAAUAUUCCCGGAUUGUGCCUUUAGAAAAUGGUGAGAUUGUGAUAUCAUUGGUUAAUGGUCGUCCAGGAGCAAAUAAUUUCACCCACUCUCCUGCACUUAGAGAAUUUACCAAAGCAACAAAUAUUCGAUUACGUUUCCUCAGAACCAAUACUCUUCUUGGACACUUGAUAUCUAAAGCUCAACGGGAUCCCACAGUGACUCGCAGAUAUUACUACAGUAUAAAAGACAUCAGCGUUGGUGGGCAGUGUGCUUGCAAUGGACAUGCUGAUGUCUGUGAUUCAAAAAGUGACCAGAGCCCAUUCAGGUAUCAGUGCGUAUGUCAGCACAACACUUGUGGGGAAACCUGUGACCACUGCUGUGUGGGAUAUAACCAGAGACAGUGGCAACCUGCAACAGCCACCAGCACAAACCAGUGUGAAUCCUGCAACUGCCAUGGGCAUGCCAGUGACUGCUAUUAUAGUCCUGAGGUUGAGCAGCGUAAAGAGAGCCUAAAUCUCUCUGGACAGUAUCAAGGUGGAGGAGUUUGCAUUGAUUGCCAGCACAACACAGCUGGUGUAAACUGUGAGAGAUGUUCGAAGGGCUAUUAUCGUCCUCAUGGUGUUCCGGUGACAGCACCAAACGGAUGUAUACCUUGCAGCUGUAAUCCGGAACAUUCUAACGGCUGUGAGGAAGGAUCAGGUCACUGUUACUGUCAACCAAAUUAUCAGGGCAGGCACUGUGACCGGUGUGCCGAAGGAUACCAUGGCUUUCCUUUCUGUGACCGGACUUCUGUUUUUCCUGUUGCUACUCCAAGCCCUGAAGAUCCUUCAGCAGGUCAUAUACUUGGUUGUCGAUGCUACGGCUCAGGUGUGUUAAGCAGCAGCGAUUGUGACAGAAGAACAGGACAAUGCAGAUGCCGUGUCGGGUUUCAGGGGAUUGCCUGCGAUAGCUGUGCAACGGGGUAUUUCCAUUACCCUUUCUGCCAGACUUGCCAGUGUUCAUCCAUUGGCUCCUACGGUGACUCAUGCAAUUCAGCAACAGGGCAGUGUGAAUGUCGACCAGGAAUUAUGGGCCAACAGUGUGACAAAUGUCUUUCAGCCGCCCACCACUUUCCUCACUGUCAAGGUGUCAGCAGUGAAUGUGACCCUGCUGGAACUCUGGAUUCAUAUUAUGGCUAUUGCCAGUGUCUGCAAAAUGUAGAAGGUCCAACCUGUAGCAUCUGCAAACCACUGUACUGGAAUUUGGCUAGAGAAAACCCUGAUGGAUGCAUAGAGUGUCAGUGUGCUACAGAAGGAACUCUGAGUGGCGUCGGAGAAUGUCAGCAGGUGGAUGGCAAUUGUUACUGCAAACCAAAUGUUUGUGGUGACUCCUGUGAUACUUGUGAGGAUGGUUAUUAUGGUCUUGAAGGCUGGAAUUAUUUUGGAUGUCAAGGAUGCCAGUGUGAUGUGGGGGGGUCUGUAAGUCAUGUGUGCAGUGAUCAGUCAGGUGCCUGCCAAUGCAGAAGACACAUCGUUGGAAAGUCCUGCAAUGAGCCUGAAAAGAACUACUAUUUUCCUGACUUGCAUCACCUGAAGUUUGAAAUUGAAGAUGGUACAACUCCAAGUGGAAGAAGAAUCCGGUUUGGAUAUGUUCCUCAAGAAUUCCCUGGCUUUAGUUGGAGAGGUUAUGCACAGAUGUCCUCUAUACAAAAUGAAGUGAGGAUAACUUUGAAUGUGGAGAAAUCAAACCUCUAUUUAUUUCAUGUUAUCUUGAGAUAUAUUAAUCCUGGAAACACAGUAGUAUCUGGCCACAUAAUCGCUUAUCAGUCUCGGCUUCAGAAAGGGACUGCGCAGACCAAAGACAUUAUGUUCAUGCCCAGUAGGGAGCCGGCGUUUGUAACUGUCCCAGGAAGGAGCUUUGCAGAUCCAUUUUCACUCGCCACUGGAACUUGGAUUUUUAAAAUCAUGGCAGGGGAAGGGGUUCUUCUGGACUAUCUGGUGCUCUUACCUAGUGAUUACUAUGAAGCAUCCAUCUUACAGCUACCAGUUACAGAGCCUUGCACAUAUACAAGACGUGCUGCAAUGGAUAAUUGUCUAGAGUACAAACAUUUGCCACUGGACAGAUUUUCUUGUGUGCUUGGUUCAGAAGUAGCGUUUUUCCUGUAUGGGGGAGAGUAUAGGAAAGUCCUUUUCCAACAGCCAACAUCUCAACAUCCAAUGAUGUCACAUAUUAGUGGCCAAGAGGUGGAUUUGAACAUAAGACUGAAUGUUCUCCAAGUCAGCCAGUAUGUGGUAGUCCUGGAGUAUGUUAAUGAACACGAUCAAAUAUAUGUUGCUGAUGUAAAGAUUAACGACCCUGAGGAAGUGAUGGAGGCAAAGGUGUAUAUAUACAGCUGCAAAUAUAGCUUCCCGUGUCGCAGUGUUGUAGUCGAUGCUAUGAAUCGAGUGGCAGUGUAUGAUCUUUUGGCUGAUGCAAAGUUACAUCUCCAUGCAUCAUCAAUAGAUUUCUUCUUGCACAAAAUUUGCAUUAUUCCUGUGGAAGGCUUUUCCCUCGAGUACGUGGAGCCUAAAGUGCAUUGUGUUGCUUCUUAUGGCCCUACACCUGGUUCAAGUGCCUCAUGCAUCCCCUCAGAACAUGAAACACCUCCAGUUGCCUUGGUUUUGGAUGCUCAGAGGGAUGGGAAAGUUGUAGGAGUGGAAAGCAAUGCCUUCUACCAGGGUUCAGCAAGUUCUCCAUUACUAUCUUCUCACCUAGCCAGUGGCGUAACUUUGACAUCUUCACAGAACCAAAUUACCCUGAGCGGCAGAGUGAUGCAUUUGGGCAGAUUUGUAUUGAUCAUCCAUUUUUACCAACCAGAGAGCCCAACAUUUCCAGUGCCUGUUACUGUGGAUGCAAGGCGCAUCUGGUCAGGUUCCUUUAAUGCUUCAUUUUGUCCACAUACUACUGGAUGCCGGGAUCUGGUGAUGGCAGAAAAUCAAAUUGAACUUGAAAUCCCUCAACAUGACUUCUCAGUAACUUUGGAAAUUCCCAAUGGAAAAAUGUUAGUUUUGGAACGUGUCUUGGUUAUUCCGGCAGAAAGUUACAGUUACACUCUUCUUCACAAGGACACGGUUGACAAGUCGUUUGCUUUCAUCAAUCAAUGUGGUGGAAACAGUUAUCACAUUAACCCUAUGACUUCCUCAGAAUUCUGUAAAAAUUCUGCAAGGUCCCUCGUGGCGGCCUACAACAAUGGAGCUCUGCCUUGCAACUGCCACAGAAAUGGUGCCACGAGUCCUACCUGCAACCCUGUGGGGGGACAGUGCAGCUGCAAAGCCAACAUCAUUGGUCGGCGAUGUAACAAGUGCCAGACGGGGUAUUAUGGAUUUCCGUUUUGCAGACCUUGCACUUGUGGGCGGCGCCUUUGUGACGAUGUAACUGGGAAAUGUAUCUGUCCCCCUGAAACGGUUAAGCCCAGAUGUGAAGUGUGCUUGAAGCAGCACUUCAGCUACCACCCACUCGCUGGCUGUGAGGCAUGCAACUGCUCAAGCGAAGGAAUCGUCAAUGUGGCAGAUCCAGAGUGUGAUAAAAUUGAUGGGCAGUGCAAAUGCCGCUUGGGGAUAACUGGUCGACAGUGUGAUCGCUGUGCUCCAGGUUCCUAUGGUUUUCCUGACUGUAAACCCUGCAGAUGUAACCGAGGGGGAACAGAACCUGCCAUUUGCAACCCACAGUCAGGAGUUUGCCUCUGUAAGGAGAAUGUUGAAGGUACGCAAUGUGACAUGUGCCGUCCUGGAUCAUUUUACUUGGAUUCCACUAAUCCAGAGGGUUGCACCAGUUGCUUUUGUUUCGGAGUAACCAGUAACUGUCACAGUACAAAUAAACGCAGAGUUAAGUUUGUUGAUAUGAGGAACUGGCACCUAGAAGAAAUGGAUGGUACAGAUGUCCCUAUCAUUUUCAAUCCAAGCAGCAACAGUCUUGUUGCUGACGUUCAAGAGUUGCCUCCCUCUGUGCAGAAUUUGUACUGGGUGGCACCACCAUCUUAUCUGGGAGAAAAGCUUUCUUCAUAUGGUGGCUACCUGAGUUAUCAGGUGAAAACCUUUGGCUUACCCAGUGAAGGCAUGACCUUACUGGAAAAAAGACCUGAUGUGCUGCUAAUAGGAAAGCAGCUGAAAAUAAUCUACGUGGAUCCUAACAAUCCUUCACCUGGCAGACAGUAUUAUGGGUCGGUUCGGUUGAUUGAGAGAAACUUCAGACAUGCAAACACCAAUAAGCUGGUAUCUCGAGAAGAGCUGAUGACGAUCCUGUCUAGACUAGAUGGAUUACACAUCAGAGGGCUGUAUUUCACAGAAUCUCAGCGGUUAACACUGGGUGAGGUUGGACUGGAAGAAGCCAGCAGGACAGGAACUGGCAACAUUGCCUACAAUGUGGAGACCUGUUCCUGCCCUCCUCAGUAUGUUGGUGAUUCAUGUCAGGAGUGUAGCCCUGGAUUUUAUCGUGAGAACAAAGGCUUAUAUGCAGGAUGGUGUGUUCCUUGCAAUUGUAAUGGAAAUGCAAACACAUGCCAGGAUGGCGCUGGAAUUUGUAUUAACUGCCAACGUAAUACUGUGGGGGAGAAAUGUGAACAUUGCAAAGAAGGUUACUUUGGAGAUGCCAGUCAAGGAGCAUGCAGGGAGUGUCACUGCCCUUAUUCAAACAGCUUUGCUCUUGGCUGUGUGGAAAAUGGUGGAGAAAUGCAGUGCUUCUGCAAAGAAGGGUAUACUGGAGUGCACUGUGAAAGCUGUGCUACUGGUUAUUUUGGAAACCCAUUGAAAUAUGGAGGAUACUGUCAGAAAUGUAAUUGCCCUAGUAAUGGUCAGCUUGCAACCUGUGAUCGCCUGACUGGGGAAUGCAUAAGUCAAGAACCAAAAGAUGUAGAUCCUCAUGAAGAUUGUGAUUCUUGUGAUAGCUGCGUAAUUACUUUGCUGAAAGAUUUGAGUACAAUGGGCGAUGAGCUCCAUCUGAUUAAGUCCCAGAUGCAGAGUCUCAACGCCAAUGCCCAUGUGCUGGGCCAGAUGAAGAAUCUGCAGAACCGUGCCAUGGACCUAAAGACUCAGUUGAACCGCUAUCGUUCCACUAUUAAGACUCAGGGCACAAAAGUGGAUGAACUGGAGACAGACUCGAUUGACCUUAACCAAAAUGUCAAUGCUUUAAGAGAAAAGGCUGAAAUUAAUUACAGAAAAGCAGAGACACUGUUCAAUAAUUUUAGUAAAACUAACCAAAGAGGAAAAGACUUGAUUUCAAAGAUACAAAGUGUUGUCACCAAUGUUAAUGUUCUGCUGGAACAGAUAGCUGACAUUUCUUCAGAAGGAAAUUCUUUGCCUGUGGGAAAUGCUGCCAAAGACCUGGCUCGAGCUCAGGAAAUGGUCACAGAGAUGCGAAACCGCCAUUUUGGCCAACAGCUGUUAGAAGUGGAAAAGGAGAAAAGAAAAGCUGAGAAUUUGCUGGAUCGUGUAAAAAAUGAACUACAAAAGCGUCAAGAGAAAAACCAUGGGCUAAUUAAAAUGAUAAGGGAUUCAUUAAAUGCUUAUGAAUCCAAACUCAGUGAUCUUCGUGAAUCUCUGAAGGAAGCGAAAGAAAAAACCAAACUGGCUGACACUUUGAAUGGAGAGAAUAAAGUCCUCCUGGAAGAUAUUAAGAAACGAACUGAAGAGAUGACUAUUCAACAGAACAAUAUCUUGGAUCAUUUGAGUUCUGCUGAAGCAGCUUUGUCUCAAACGAACAGUAUAUUUGGACUACUGCAGAGGAGUAAGGAGGAAUAUGAAAAUUUAGGGGCCCAGUUUGAUGGUGCAAGGAAGGAUCUGUUGGAAAAUCUGAGGAGCCUUUCUUUAGCUGGCAGCAAGACGGCUCUUGUGGUGAGGGCUGAAGAACAUGCUAACUCCUUACAAGACCUGGCAAGACAGCUGGAUGAACUCAAGAAAAAUGCAAGUAAUGAUGACCUGGUGAGGUGUGCUGUGGAAGCCGCUUCUGCCUAUGAUAAUAUUAUCAAUGCCAUCAAGGCAGCAGAAGCAGCCGCCAACAAAGCAGCCAAUGCCGCGGAUUCAGCCUUAUCAACAGUGGACAAAAAUGACCUAGCAGGGAAGGCCAGGAGACUGAAGACUGACAGCAGCAAUCUGUUAGAUCGAGCACAGAAGGCUCAAAAGACAUUGGAAGGAAUCAAUCCAGCACUCAAACAAGUAAACAGCAGAGUUGAAGACGCUCAGCGCAUGAAAAAUUCCAUACAGGGAGAACUUGCAACCUUCCAAAAUGACCUUCAGGGGAUAAACAGAGAGGAUAUAGACGGCAUGAUUACAAAUGCAAGGGACAUGGUCCAAAAUGCCAAAGAUGUUACUGCCAACCUACUAGAAGAACUGAACCCAAUUAAAAAAGAUGUUGAAAAUAUAAAAAAUACAUAUGAAAGCAUGCAUAGUGCUGACUUCAACACAGCUUUGAUAGAGGCAAACAAUUCAGUAACAAAUUUAACAAACAUCCUCCCGGAUCUAUUUAACAAGAUUACGAGCAUCAACGAACAACUAAUGCCAAUAGGUAACAUAUCUGAGAAUCUGAAUCGCAUCAGAGAGCUCAUCCAUCAAGCUAGAGAUGCUGCAAACAAGGUUGCUAUUCCCAUGAGGUUCAAUGGCAGUGCUGGGGUUGAAGUUCGACCUCCGGGCAUUCUUGAGGACCUGAAAGGCUACACUUCCCUUUCUUUAUUCCUUCAAAGACCUACCUCAAGGUUGGAUACCCCACAAACUUCCAACAUGUUUGUUAUGUACCUGGGUAACAAAGAUAGUUCCAAGGACUAUAUAGGCAUGGCUGUUCGGCGCAGCCGUCUUAUUUGUGCCUAUAGUUUAGGCGGCAAUGAAGCUGAAAUAGAAGUGUCUGAACCGGUGUACCAGAGUGAGACCAAGGAUGCCAUUUUGGAUCAUGUGAAAUUUGAGAGAAUCUAUCAGUAUGCAAAGCUGAAUUAUGUUAAAGGGGCAACCUCUUCUUCACCCUCAAGCCUUGGCCCUUUUAAUAGCAGCAGUGGAAGCAGUCACACCCUCCUCAACCUGGAUCCUGACAAUGUGGUCUUCUAUGUUGGAGGAUACCCAGAAGACUUUAUACCGCCUAGAAUUCUAGACUACCCCCGUUAUGAAGGCUGCAUCGAAUUAGAUAGUUUAAAUGAAAGAAUAAUCAGCCUGUACAACUUCAAGAGGACUUUUAAUCUCAAUACAACAGAAGUGCAACCGUGCAGAAGAUAUGCAGAACCAUCAGCUAAGACUUAUUUUGAAGGCACAGGUUACGCUCAUGUUAAACCUGUUUUGCCAGGUACUCCUUCAUCAAGAGUUCGAUAUGAGCAAACUAUUCAGACAACUGCAGAUGAAGGAUUGGUAUUUUUUGCAGAAAACCAGGAUGACUUCCUUAGUUUGGAGAUUGAAAAGGGGCAUCUAGUAAUCAGAUACAAAGUUGGUUCACAACCUCCAGGAGAAAGAAUAUCUGGAGUGGUUGUGAAUAAUGGAAUGGAUCAACCAAUUGGUAUAGUCAUUGUUCAGAGCAAGAUUGUCCUGGUUUUAAAGUCUGUACAGCCUUUAGAAAUAGAUGUAGCUUUGUUUCGUUUCGAUUCAUAUUAUUUGGGUGGAAUCCCGACAUCUCUAAGAGAACGUUUUAAUAUAUCAACACCUCCAUUUCGUGGAUGCAUGAUGAAUUGGAGAACCUCUUUCGAUGCUUCCCCUUCCUUCUCUGAUACUCUUGGUGUCAGCAGGAAGUGUUCUGAUGAUUGGAAGCUUAUAAGGACUGCAACUUUCUUCAAGCGUGGAGUACUUAGUUUGAGUGAUGAUGGUUUCCCAUUUCCCAAUGAUUUCCAAGUUGGAUUUGGCUUUUGUACAUUGGUGCUCGAUGGAACGUUAUUAAAUUACAAUCUACGGCCUGAUGUGCUUUCUGUUCUCCUGAGGAAUGGCUCUGUGAUUGUAAGGUUAGCUGAUGAAGAACAUCAGUCUAGCAAGAAAUAUGAAGCUGGCACAAUGCAUUAUGUAACAGUGAUGAAACAAGGCGACACACUAAGGUUGCUUGUUAAUGAUGUGCCUGAAUCAACAAUAGAGGGAACCUUUGGAAGGAAAACUUCAAGUCGACCAAUAGAAAUGGGUGGGAAUAAUUUUGAAGGUUGCAUUUCCAACAUCUUCAUACAAAGAACGGGACACAGUCCUCAGGUUCAAAAUCUAACAAACACUUCGAAGACUCCUGAAGUGUCCUUAGGAUCCUGUAUGAUAAAGAAGCCACCACAGCUGAUGCUGCUGAAAGAAUUAACAGAUGCCCACCAUUCAAAGGUUUUGAAGAAGAAAAAACCCACAAUCUACUUGACAGAUGCAAGCAAGAAGCAAAACAGUGACAACUAUCCCUUAGGUGCUCCGUUAAAUUUUGUCACUGGAGCAUAUCACUUUGGCAAUACCCCUGGCACUCAUCUGUUGUUUACAACUUCCCAAAUAUCAUCAAGAGACAGGUCUCAUUUUGCAAUUGAGGUACGGACAUCAUCAUCUGGAGGCUUGAUCUUCUUCAUGGGGAAAAUGCUACAGAGCAGCUACAUGGCUCUUUACCUUUCAAAAGGACGUUAUGUCCUUUCUUUUGCCGCUGAAGAUGGGAGGAAGAUAAAAAUAAAAAGCAAAGCCAAAUACAAUGAUGGGCAGUGGCAUAAUGUGGCAUUCAACAUUGGUGAAAAGAGAGCGCGUCUUGUUAUUGAUGGCUUAAAGGCUCGAGAAGGCAACAUUCCACAUAAUUACUCUGCCAGUAAUGAGUUACCAAUCUAUCUAGGAGGGGUUCCUUCAUUAAGAUUGAAGAAUGUACCCAAAAAAAGUUUUGUGGGUUGCCUGAGAAACUUUCAUGUGGGAGUAAAAGUCUCGCACAUUCAUCAUCAGAACAAGGGAGUUCUGCCAUGUUUUGAUAACACAUUGGAAAAUGGAGUCUUUUUCUUCAAUGAAGGGGGACAUAUUGUCCUUGAAAACUCUUUUUCGAUGGACUUGGAAUAUACAAUCAUAUUUAACAUUCGUCCAAGAAGUUUAACUGGUAUUUUAAUCCAUACUGGCAAUAAACAAAGGAACUACUUAACUGUUUACGUGGAACAAGGCACACUCAUUGCCUCUGGAAAUAACGGUGCUGGAGAAUUUUCAACGUCCGUCACACCUCAGCAGCCUCUGUGUGAUGGGAAAUGGCAUACUGUAGCAGUUACUCAGAAGCAGAACAUUGUUCAUCUAACUGUAGAUUCAAAGAGGAAUUACACAAGUGGACCAUCAGCUAUACUUCCUACCAGACCAGCCCAACCACUUUAUUUUGGGAGAAUUCCAGUUAAUUUGAAAACCCCAUGGCUUCCUGUUCAGGACGUGUUCCUUGGCUGCCUGAAGGAUGUUAAAAUCAACGAGAAACCUCACUUAGUCAACAAAAUGUCAGACAUUCAUGGUAUUGUCAGCUUACAAGGGUGCCCUGUCAAUUAACAGUCUAC